Lactuca saligna is the source of this 845-nucleotide messenger RNA. The record is from the annotation of a GenBank genome assembly. NCBI's taxonomy places the organism in Eukaryota, Viridiplantae, Streptophyta, Magnoliopsida, Asterales, Asteraceae.
AUGAGGAAACAGUUUCCUAUUCGAUUGUGCUUUGCAAUGACAAUCAAUAAAGCUCAGAGACAAACAAUUCCAUAUGUAGGUAUCUAUCUUCCAGAACCAGUAUUCUCGCAUGGACAACUUUAUGUUGCAUUGUCCAGAGGGGUUUCACGUUGCAAUACAAAAGUAUUAGUAAAGCCUAACGAAAAUUCAAAAGGUGAUGGGGUUUAUACAGCAAAUGUGGUGUAUAAAGAAACCUGCUAUUUACAAUUGUGGUUCGUUUCUUCCACCUCCAAAUUAACCCGCCAUCAGGAGUUCCCUCUUGAUCUCUCCCAAAUAAUUCAUGACCCCUCUUUCUCCUUCAUCUCUUUCUUCAUCGAUCUACUCCACCACAUUGUCUUUGGUCUGCCAAUCAACACGAUUGCCAGUACUCAGUCUCUCUAUCUCUCUACUCCAUCGCUAUUGUCUCUCGCCACCAUCACUUUAUCUAAUUCGCUACUAUUAUAUCUUGCUAGUGCACAACCCACCACCAGUGAUUGGUUUCGUCACCACCAUCAACUAUCCCCUCCGACGAAGGCAUCCAAAGGUCGACGCUCCUGUCCAACUAUAACACUAUCCACCAUCAACGCCUCCAUCGUCGUUUGGUCGCUCCAUCUUGCCUGUGUGUUCUUCUACAUCAAGUUCAAUUUAGCAAAGGGUUGGUGUUGUUGUUUACUCACAUUACAAUAAAAGAUGAAUCCUAGACAAAAGGUUAAAUCAAGGCUGUUGAUCAAGAAAAGUGAAAAUUAUUUGCUGGGAAGAGAUGUGACUAUGGAAUUGAAGAAUGUCUUGAUGAUAAGAGGAACCCUUCAUUCGGUUGAUCAGUAUCU